AUGGGUGACGACGAAUGUUUGGUGAACAUCAACAAAAAAGCAUAUGUCUGGUGCAAGGAAUGUAUUGGAGGUACUUGGUCCACUUUGACGGAGGAUGAAUUUCAGAUGGUACCAUUGAGUGGUGGCUUGACCAACUAUUUGUACAUCUGUUCCUUACCUCCCCAUUAUCCUGUGCUGAGACCAGAUGAACCUCGAAAAGUACUCCUCAGAGUCUACGGCCAUAUUGCUAAGACAAGUGCUGGUUUUGUUGUGAGAAAUUCAGUGAUAUUUGCUAUUCUCUCGGAGAAAUGUCUUGGUCCAAAAUUGUUUGGUGCCUUCCCAGAUGGCCGGCUUGAAGAGUACAUUCCUGCUCGCUGUCUUUCACGAAGAGACUUGCACAAUCCUAUGAUCUUUAAAACUAUUGGAAGAAAGUUGGGAGAAUUCCACAAUUUGGAAAUGCCUUUAUGCAAGAAACCUAAAUGGUUACAUGAAGUAAUGCACAGGUGGCUGAAUGAAGUGAAAGAAGCGUUCCUUUGCAAUGGCUUAAUUAAGAAUGAAAAACUUCGGAAGUCUUUACCCAAGAAUCUAGAGAAGGAAAUGAUUGAUCUUUUGGAUAGCCUCGAAAAACUGAAUUCUCCUGUUGUGUUUUGUCAUAAUGAUUUGCAAGAAGGAAAUGUGUUAUGGUUAGAUGUUUGUGCAGACCCUUCUAAAAAGUUGACUGUGAUCGACUGGGAGUAUUGUGCAUAUAAUUAUCGAGGAUUUGAUUUUGGCAACCAUUUUUUGGAAUGGUGUUAUGAUUAUGAUGUGAAUGAGCCUCCAUAUUUUCAUUUUUAUGAUGAUGCUUAUCCAAAAAAGAAACAACAGUAUGAAUUUUUUGAAGCCUACCUUUCUACACACAGUAAAACAGAAACCACAGAAAAAGACCUGCAAAGAUUGUAUAUUGAGGCAAACUCUUUUACCUUGGCAUCACAUUAUAUGUGGGGCUUGUGGUCCCUUGUGCAGUCAAGAACAUCAGAAAUCAACUUUGGGUAUUUGGAAUAUGCUAUGAACAGAACUACCACUUACUCUCUUUUUUUUUCCCCUUUUCCUUUCUUUUUUUUUCCUCUUUUCCUUUCUUUUUUUUCUCCCCCCUUUUCCUUUCUUUUUUCCCCCCCUUUUCCUUUCUUUUUUUCCCCUUUUCCUUUCUUUUUUCCCCUUUCCUUUCUUUUCCCCCCCCUUUUCCUUUCUUUUCCCCCCUUUUCCUUUCUUUUUUUCCUCCCUUUCCUUUUUUUUUUCCUCCUUUUCCUUUUUUUUUCCCUCCUUUUCCUUUCUUUUUUUCCCCCUUUUCCUUUCUUUUUUUCCCCCCCUUUUUUUCCCUUAUUGCUUUGUUAA
Acanthosepion pharaonis is the source of this 1350-nucleotide messenger RNA. The record is from the annotation of a GenBank genome assembly. Lineage: Eukaryota; Metazoa; Mollusca; Cephalopoda; Sepiida; Sepiidae.